UUAGAAAUAAAAAAGAAACAGAAAAAUAAAAUUUUGGUAGUGGCAAGAAUUGAACCCUAGAACUCCAAGGCCAAAACACACCUUUAUAUCUAGACUUUAACCAUCGGAGCACCCAACAAUAUAUUGCUCAUUUUGUACAUUAAUAUUCUUUAUAUAUUUUUCAUGCGCUAUAUAUAUUUAAAAAAAAGAGGAGGGAUAGACUUUAACCCCAUCCAUUAAAAAAAGGACAUAGUGCAUUUAAAUAAUGUGUUAUACUUAUUUUUGUUUCCUCUUUUUUUUUUCAUAGUUUGAUCGCUUGAGUCUAAUUUUUCGCUAUGUUGGUUCCGUACUCAUGACUUAAGUAUAAUUCACUUAACUUAACUGUAGUUCUUUUGACAAAAUAUUUUGACAUUAUUUGUUAGAACUACAAUCUUACUAGCACAAAAUAGUAUUUUUAUAGGAAAAUUAAUGAAAUUUUUUGUCUUGAAAAAUGAUAUCAGCAUUAGCCGCCUCUUACAACGAACAUUUCUUAUAGUAAUGCUUUUUCCUAUCUAUUUUUUUUAUAGUUUUAGGGAUUAUACGUACCAGGCACAUAAAAGACUAGUAUACGAAAAAGUCCCUAAGAUAAAAGGCAUUGAGUUUGGUAUUGAUUCCAAAACCAAGAGUGAAGCUAGAAGAUUGGGAGUUGAGGGUAGGUGAGCCGGCUGAUCCCUUUAUUAUCUACCCCUUUUAUCAUUCCCAUACCCAAUUUUCGAUAUUGGGCUCUGCUCCCAUAUUUCUACUUCUCCUCUCUUCAACUGUCUGACCUACCCUAUCAGACACUUUUGAAGAUUGCUCUGAUCUGUGCUGUAAAGAUCAGGUUUUGAGGAUGGAGUUUUUUGAAAGAGCAGAAGCUCAAUUUAUCAUUGGGGUUGCUGUUGCUAUUGCUGCUGCUGGUGCUGCUGCCUACUAUUAUUCUUCCAAGAAACCCAAAGUAUGCUUGGAUCCCGAGAGGUUCAAAGAAUUUAAGCUUGUGAAGCGCACGCAAAUAAGCCACAAUGUUGCUAAGUUCAGAUUUGAACUCCCCACACCUACUUCUGUAUUGGGCCUACCCAUUGGACAACAUAUUAGUUGCAGGGGCAAGGAUAGUCAAGGUGAAGAGGUUGUUAAAGCGUACACACCAACUACUUUGGACUCAGAUGUUGGAUAUUUUGAACUAGUUAUUAAGAUGUAUCCUCAAGGAAGGAUGUCUCAUCAUUUCCGAGAAAUGCGUGAGGGUGAUUAUUUGGCUGUGAAGGGACCUAAGGGCCGCUUUAAGUACCAGCCUGGUCAAGUGAGAGCAUUUGGAAUGCUUGCUGGAGGCUCUGGCAUUACCCCAAUGUUUCAGGUUGCUAGAGCUAUUCUCGAGAAUCCAGAUGACAAAACAAAGGUGCACCUGAUAUAUGCUAAUGUUACCUAUGAAGACAUUCUUUUAAAGGAACAGUUGGAUGGCCUUGCUGCUAACUAUCCUGACCGUUUCAAAAUUUAUUACGUACUGAAUCAGCCUCCUGAAUUAUGGAGCGGUGGUGUUGGAUUUGUGUCCAAGGAAAUGAUUCAGACUCGUUGCCCUUCCCCAGCAUCUGACAUUCAGAUACUGAGGUGUGGUCCACCUCCAAUGAACAAGGCUAUGGCUGCUCAUCUUGAAGCCCUUGGAUACACCCCCGAGAUGCAAUUCCAGUUUUAACUUCCUUUUCUUUUUUGCAUUUUAUUUUUAUUUUUAUCCCUUCAUUGAUAUUUAAGCUCCAUCGAGAAUGCUGUCAUUUACAGCUGAGGAAAGGCACUUAUUAUUUGCUUAUGGUAGACUAUUAGGGCUGUUUAACA
This is a messenger RNA of Nicotiana tabacum (common tobacco), 1818 nucleotides long. RefSeq names its product NADH--cytochrome b5 reductase 1-like. The record is from RefSeq and is a predicted model, not a curated record. Gene Ontology annotation, biological process: electron transport chain. Gene Ontology annotation, molecular function: cytochrome-b5 reductase activity, acting on NAD(P)H. Lineage: Eukaryota; Viridiplantae; Streptophyta; Magnoliopsida; Solanales; Solanaceae.